UACCUAGGAGGCAGGGAUCAGAGGAAGUAGAUUCAGAGGUAAGGAGAAUUUUGGGGCUACACUUUCAAGAAAGUUGUGGUCGGGACCCAGGAGGCAUGGGUCAGAAGGAAAGGAGCACAGCAGACACCCUGCCGGAUCUGGAGGGAUGGAAGUCAGUGGCGGGUCUGCGAUGGUGGCAAACAGCAAUGGUGGACGGUUCUGGAUCUGGUAAUGAAGUCAUAGAAGGCCCCCAAAAUGCAACAGUCCUGAAGGGCUCCCAGGCUCGCUUCAACUGCACUGUCUCCCAGGGCUGGAAGCUCAUCAUGUGGGCUCUCAAUGACAUGGUGGUGCUGAGCAUCAGGCCCACGGAGCCCAUCAUCACCAGUAACCGCUUCACCUCUCAGAGGUACGACCAGGGUGGGAACUUCACCUCGGAGAUGAUCAUCCACAAUGUGGAGCCUAGUGAUUCAGGGAACAUCAGAUGCAGCCUCCAGAACAGUCGCCUGCAUGGAUCUGCUUACCUUACAGUCCAAGUUAUGGGAGAGCUGUUCAUUCCCAAUGUUAAUCUUGUAGUCGCUGAGAAUGAACCUUGUGAAGUUACUUGUCGAGCCUCGCACUGGACCCGGCUCCCGGAUAUUUCCUGGGAGCUCGAUCUCCUGGUCAGCCAUUCAAGCUAUUAUUUUGUUCCGGAGUCCAGCGACCUUCAAAGUGCAGUGAGCAUCCUGGCUCUGACCCCACAGAGCAAUGGGACUUUGACUUGCGUGGCUACCUGGAAGAGCCUGAAGGCCCGCAAGUCUGCAACUGUAAAUCUCACUGUGAUUCAGCAUCCCCAAGACACUGGAGGCGGUAUUAAUAUUCCAGGUAUAUUAUCAAGUUUACCGAGUUUUGGUUUUUCAUUGCCUACUUGGGGCAAAGUUGGACUUGGAUUAGCAGGCACCAUGCUUCUGACGCUGACGUGUGCUCUUACAAUACGCUGCUGCUGCUGCCGCCGUUGUCGUGGCUGCAACUGCUGCUGCCGUUGUUGUUUCUGCUGCAGAAGAAAAAGAGGAUUUCGUAUUCAAUUUCAAAGGAAACCUGAAAAAAAGAAGACAAACAAAGAAACUGAGACAGAAAGUGGAAAUGAAAACUCUGGCUACAAUUCAGACGAACAAAAGACCACAGAAACUGCUUCUCUCCCUCCCAAAUCCUGUGAAUCCAGUGAUCCUGAACAAAGAAACAGUAGCUGUGGCCCUCCUCAACAGGGGGUUGAUCAAUGUCCACCCAGGCCAGCAAGUCAUCCACAGGCUUCUUUUAAUCUGGCCAGUCCUGAGAAGGUCAGUAAUAGAACUGUAGUAUAGCAAAGACUUCCCCAAGCUCCACUGAGCACUUGGCUGACAUUUUACAACACGGUGAUAGCAUCCUUCCUUUCCAUCCUAAGACUGGCCUGCAGCUUUGCCAACAUUACCUGAAGAGGAGAUGUCGGAGUCAUCAGAACUGAUACUUGACAGUGAGAGAAGGAAUCGAUUUUCCCAGAUUUCAAAGUAGAAUGUGACUUUUAAGAGGUUUCAAGGUUUUUGUGAAUUCCAUGAAGUUACUAAGUAAAAGCUGCAAAUUCAUCAUAAUUUUUCUCAACACUCAACACUCCUACUUGUUAAUCCAACAAAUGGUAGAUAAAAGUCUGUAUUCUACCAUGACUUUCAAAAGUUUUUAUUAUCUUAAAGCAUAUGAAGAUGAUAUUUACAUAUAUUUAAUAUGUAGGGGUAUUAUUACAUAUUAUCAGUGAAAUACAAGUAUAAAAAUUAGGGUCAACCAGAAAUCUACAAUUGACUGUCAAAACUGAACUCAAAGUAAGAUUAAAUUCUAACGUGGAUGUGCAUGUUCCUAAAUAUCUUAUGAUUGAAUAUUUACACGAAGACAUUCAUUUUUAUCUGCCCCUUUAUCAGACCUAUUUGCAUCUCCUCAAGUGAAUUAGAUGUGGCUUAUGCUUUGCAGAGGAUGGACCUCACCUACUCUGCACACCAUGAAAAAACUGGAGAUGGGCAUUGUAGUCUUUAAUUAAUAAAAACACCAAAAAUGUGUAUUGCCUUACCUAA
Nomascus leucogenys (northern white-cheeked gibbon) is the source of this 2051-nucleotide messenger RNA. It is a transcript of the gene IGSF5, whose product is annotated as immunoglobulin superfamily member 5. Lineage: Eukaryota; Metazoa; Chordata; Mammalia; Primates; Hylobatidae. The record is from RefSeq and is a predicted model, not a curated record. Gene Ontology annotation, biological process: cell-cell adhesion.